CAGAGAUGUAGCUCCGGUACUGAGCACGCCAGUGCCAGCGAGAGCGUCUGCAGCAGAGAGCAGGCAGGGGAGGGAGCCCAUCAUCCUCUCCUAAGAGGACAAGCCAGAGCCUGAGGGGCAGGAAAAAGCAAGCUCCUGGUGGGGUGGCACCAUCCAGGAAGGGGCCACUUCUGUUCCUACCCCCGGCGCGUGUCUAAUUUGUCUGGAGCUGGGCGAGUCGAGACUGCAGACUCUGUGUCAUCCUCCAGUCGCAGCUGGCACCGCUCUGUGUCUAGAGACCAUGCCAGGCUUGUACUCACCAUCUACCUGGACAGCUCUGCCUCUGAAGAGCUCAAGUGUGAAGGCCUGUGCCAAUGGGUACUCCCUGGGACUCACUGCCCACCUCACUUACAUCAACUCUGAAGAGGAGCCCGUGGAAGGGGUGUUCAUCUAUCCUCUGGAGGAGUCUGAGGUCGUCGCGGGUUUUGAAGCCGAGACGGGAGGCAGGAGCAUCACCUUCCAGAUCCAGAACCGGCGGCACGCGGAGGAUUGCUGCGCCGAGUGCAGCCCCGGUCUGGGCCAGCCGCUGCGCUGUGCCAAUGGUCAUCUGAUUCUGGAUGAAGAUUUAGACCGCUCCACUUUCAUCAUCAGCACGGGCCCCAUCAGGCCUUCGGAGACCCUGACCGUAGUCUUCAGCAGCAGCCAGGAGUUGGCGACCCGGCCAGAUGGUGCGCUCCACAUCACCUUCCCUUCCAUCCUCACACCCCUCGUCGUGUCCAUCCCUGAAUGUGAGAGCGAGCCCGGAGGCUUGUGUGACGACAGUCCCACCAGCUGCUUUGGAGCCCCCGGCCCGCGGAGCGAACAGUCAUUCACGGCAUCUCCCGAGAGCACUGAUGUCUUCAGGGGCCAGGUCUACAACCCCUUCCCCUACGAGUUCACCUUUGAGCUGCUGGUCAAGGGGCCCUGUUUGUUGGCAGGUUUGGAGAGCCCGUCGCACGCCCUCCGGGCCGAUGCCAACCCCUACGCCAGCUCAGCCUCUACCACCUGUGUGACCUUGGCAGAGGGGCACUGCUGCGACAGGAAUCUGGAGAUUAUUCUGUACCCCUGCGAGCCUCAUCACCCCCACCUAGUCAUCGAGGAGGGCACGAUGACGUACCAGGAAUACGAGGCUCACAUCCGGAGCCGCCGGGACUACGUUCGAGUUGCCAAGAGGGACAGCGACGGGGAGAGACAGGUGGCCUUUGUUCAGAAGCGGUUCCACAAAGACAUCUUCCACAACCCAGUGCUGAUGCUGAACUUCUGCCCGGAGGUGGGCAGCUUCCCCACCGACCUCCAGACCGUCACUCGGGAGAUCCUCUUCCUUGUCGAUCGCAGCGGCAGCAUGAGUGGCCCCAACAUCGACCGCAUCAAGGAGGGCUUGCUGGUGGCGGUGAAGAGCCUCCCGUCAGGCUCCUUGUUGAACAUCGCUGGAUUCGGCUCCAACAUCAAGCCGCUCUUCCCAGCCAGCAAACCGUGCAGCAACGAGAACCUGCGUCUGGCCUGCGAGCACAUCCAGAAGCUGCGGGCAGACAUGGGCGGCACCAACCUCCUGGCAGCCCUGAGCUGGAUGCUGGGGCAGCGGCUGCACCGGGGCUACCCCCGCCAGCUCUUCCUCUUCACCGAUGCCAACGUCAGCAACGCGGGCCGGGUCAUCGAGCUGGUGAGGAGACAGGCAAGCACUGUCAGGUGUUUCAGCUUUGGCCUGGGCUCUGGGGCCUGUCGGAGGCUCCUGAGAAGCCUGGCCAAGGUGAGUCGAGGUCGGGCUGAGUUCCUGAGCCCAGAGGAGAGGCUGCAGCCCAAGCUGAUCAAGUCCCUGAAGAAGGCAAUCGAGCCGGCUGUGAGCGACAUCACCAUCGACUGGUACGUGCCCGACACCAUGGAGGCACUGCUGUCGCCCAACGAGAUUGCGGCCCUAUACCCUGGGGACCGUCUCAUCAGCUACUGCACCCUCUACAACAUCGCCUGCUUCCGGGACAAGAAGGCAGCGGGCCAGGAGCGGGUGUGUCGCAGCCUUUCGCGCGGCUCUGCGGGGUCGGUGUUCCAGUCCCCGGAUGAGGCCUUUGGCCCAGAUGGGCCGCCCCUGUGCCCGGCUGGGGAGAGGCAGGACAUCAGCCGCACCCUGCAGGAGAUUUCCUAUGAGAUCUCCCUGGAGUUCUCGGCCGGGGGUGCGGAGGAGUCGGAGAAGAGUGGGGACCUCACUUCAGGGGCUGACAUCUGGAAGCGGAUUUACGAGGCCUCCUACAUCCAGGAGCAGUAUGUGCUCACCCACUGCUCCGUCAGCACCGACCGGAGCCAGGGCCUGCUCUCCCACAGCUCCACCAGCAGCGAGUCCACCGGCUCCCGGGACAUAGCUCCCGACGGGGGCUCGCUGGCCCGGACCCCUGAGGCAGCCUCUCAGCAGGGCCAGAAGAGCGUGUCUCUGUGCGAAUCCUCCACCAAGUCUGCUCCGCUCCCGCAGGCGCAGGUGACGGCUGCAACUAAGGUGAGCAUGGUGCUGAGCUCCGAGGAGCUGCUGCGGCGCAAGAAGGCGCUGGCACGAGCCGCCCUCUCCGGCCGCAGCUUCUCGUCCCCUCAUGGUGAGCUGGACACCCACCGCCUGCGCCGCACCCUGGAGAAGGUGUCCCGGAAGCGGAACCGGUCCCUGGAGGGGCAGCUGGACGAGCUGGGGCCGGAGCUGCGGCUGCUGCAGGGGAGCCAAGCCGACUCCAAUCACCUGCUCUCGACGUCUCACCUGGACUGGGACAUGCUGGUGGAGCCCCCGUACCUCUUCAGCGGGGCUGAGGCCGAGCAGGCCAUGGUACUGCCCGUGCACUGCCAGGUGGUGAUCCACGCGCUUAGCGCAGGCAAGCCCGUCUCCUGGCAGGUGAGUGCCGCCCUGGAGUCUUUGCUGCAUGCCAAGGAGGCUCCGAGCAAGGAGGAGCAAGCAGGGAAAGGCUGGGACAAGCUGCUGCACCGCCUCACUGCCCGCUCCGUCAUCCGGGACCACGAGAGCACGGCCCAGCGAGAAGCAGAGCUGGAGCACGGCUUUGCCCGGCGGUUCCGCCUCAAGGCCAUGCAGUCCUCCAAGGCCUGUGAUGUGCCCUCCAUCUACACUUGCCUGGUGCCCGUGGACCCCUCCACACAGGAGGCCCUGCCCACAGCCCUUGAGGUUCGCCGCGCAGGGGGCUCGCUCGGCCACCAGCACGGCUCCCAGGCCGGGAGCCGGCGCCAGCGCAGUUACUCGGUGGGCCUGGGCCGCAGGCAUGACUCAGAUGAGCUGGACGAUGCUGCCAUCUCUGGAGAGCACAACGGGAUCCCGGCAUCUCCGGUCAGCACCUCCUCCGGCACCUAUGGCUGGGAGAAGCAAAGCUGCCCCAACAGUCCCUCGGCCAGUCCCUCUGCCAACUCCGUAGGAUCCCAGAAGUCUGCCGAAAGCUUCAUUGGUUCCAGGUUCAGCCUCAGCCGGCGCAGGGGACAUGGCUUGGCACUGCGGCCGCAGUGCCUGACCCCAGAGGGCGAGCUUCCCCGCAACCAUGCUACCCACGACUACCUGCCGCUGGUGCGGCUGCAGCAGGCUCCGGGCACCUUCCAGCUGACGGAGAGCUUCGCCGAGGCAGUGCAGAUCCCCCUGGACCGCCUGCGCCGGGCCUCACCCUACGCCUCACACCGCGCCAGCCUCAGCCCUGCCUCCUGUCCCUCGCCGGGGCUCCUGGGCACCAAGGGCAGCCUUGAGGGUGGUGCCAAGCCUGUAGGCAGCCAGCCCUCUCCUGAGGGAGAGGAGCCCGGCCAGGAGGGGGUUCCAGAGCCAGGCUCGCCCCAGUCCCACAGCACCUGUUCCGAGGUACCGAGCGUGGCCGUGUGGCCAGACAGCGGCCGUGGGUCCGAGACAGAUGCCUAUGACCAUUCCCCAGCCCUCUCGGAGGCCGGCCUGAGCCUGCAGGAAGGCGCAGGGCCAGAGGCUGAGGAGGGUGACCUGGAGAGCGCCAGCUGGGCCACGGCCGUGGCGCUGGCCUGGCUGGAGCACCGCUGUGCCGGCUUUUUCGUGGAGUGGGAGCUGGCAGCAGCCAAAGCAGAUGCAUGGCUGCGGGCGCAGCAGCUGCCCGAGGGCGUGGACAUGGGCUCCCUGAGGGGGGCGGCGCGCCACCUCUUCCUGCUGCUGCGCCACUGGGAUGAGAACAUCCAGUUCAACAUGCUCUGCUACAGCCCCGGCAGUGUCUGAGCCCGAGCUGCGGCCCCUGCCUCCCCAAUAAAGA
Molecule: messenger RNA, 4250 nt
Organism: Alligator mississippiensis (American alligator)
Lineage: Eukaryota; Metazoa; Chordata; Crocodylia; Alligatoridae
Gene: VWA5B2
Product: von Willebrand factor A domain containing 5B2
Exons: 22
Coding region: 281-4216 (1311 amino acids)
Source: RefSeq, a predicted model, not a curated record